Molecule: messenger RNA, 4197 nt
Organism: Sus scrofa (pig)
Lineage: Eukaryota; Metazoa; Chordata; Mammalia; Artiodactyla; Suidae
Source: RefSeq, a predicted model, not a curated record
UGCUGUGUUGUGAUAUGUUUGUCACUUUGAGUUUCACUUUCCUUUCUUUGAAACAGGCAGCCCUGAUCUCAGCAGAACCAUCACCAAACCGUGGCUGCUCCAUAAAUCAGAGCAGAGAAUACUCCAUUUACGCCCCAUCCAACUCUGAAAACAGAUACGGAACAAUGGAAGUGACACCCAGAUUGACAUGGAAUGAAGAAAAAAGUCUGCAAAAGCUGCUUGGAAAUGUUUCCUUGAGACUUCUUUAUAAAUCUAGUGUCCAUGGAAAUAGCUUUGGAACUAUGCUUAAUAAGUGCAGUUGUCAGGGAUCCACUAUAUUAAUGGUUUAUCUUCCCAAUAAUGUUUUUGGGAUCUUUGUGCUUGAGAGUUAUCCUGAAAUGUCUGAACAUUUGAAAAAGCCAACCACUUCUUUCCUUUUAUCAUUUCAAAAGAACAAAAUAAUGGAAAUGACAGCUGCAUUUUUUAAUUCAACAGUGGACUUAAUUGAUAACAAACUUAGAUUUAAUUUUUCUCAGGUUCAGUAUGUUUUACUACGUUCAAAUACUCAAAACAUCUUUAUACCUCGUUUGUUAGGAGAAAAAUUAGGACUAACAUAUGACUUUAAGUCCCAAUAUACAGAAUAUGAAGUUUUUCGAGUUGAAGGAAUGAAGGAUGAACCAGGCUACAUAAAUAGGAUAGCAGGAGCCACACCGCACAGAGAUAGUCUCCUAGCAGAACUCAGAGCCUACAGGCCCUAUGCAGACUUGGUUUCAGAAAUCCGUAUUCUCUUGUUGGGUCCAGUUGGGUCUGGAAAGUCCAGUUUUUUCAAUUCAGUGAAGUCCAUUUUCCGAGGCCAUUUGACUCGCCAGGCCAUAGUGGGCUCUGAUAUCAGCACCAUUACUGAAAAGUAUAGGAUAUAUUCUAUUAAAGAUGAAAAAGAUGGCAAAUCUCUGCCAUUUAUGUUAUGUGACUCCAUGGGGCUGAAUGAGAAAGACGGUGUAGGAUUAUGCGUGGAUGACAUACCCCACAUCUUAAAAGGCUGCAUGCCCGACAGAUAUCAGGUAAGAAUUCUCCAAUGUCUAAAACAUUUCAAAUCAUUUUCAUCAGUGCUUUUGGUUGAUCUUUCACUUCAUAAGGCAGUUUCAACUGUCAUUAAAGUGGUUUCAACCCCAACUAACAAUACUGUGUUUAAAUUAGUAAAUAUUCAUGUAAGGAAAGUAGAUAAUGGCUCUUCUUUUCAAUAGCAUUAAGAAAUAUAGCCAAAAGGCAGGAUUCUACUUGUGUAGGUUACAGGUAAGGAUCAGGAGGAGAUGUUUUUAUAUCACUCUUUACAAAGAUGUAAAAUGGGGAAGUGGUAGCUUGCAUUUUUUUUUGAUCACUUAGGGCAAAAUAUUGAGACAACCACUUUUUUGUUGAAGGGUGACAUUAUAUUGAAAGUGCUCAGACUUCACUAAAAUACUUAGAUUCCGUGGUUUGCUCUGCCACUAAUUAGAUGUGUACACAUGAGCAGGUUACAUAAUGUCUCUGUAAAUCAGUUUUUUUCAUGUGUGAAAUGCAGAUAAUAAUAAUUCUCAUCUCUUAGGUGGCCAAGAAGAUUAAAUGAGAUUAUGCCUUCUAAAUUCUCAAAAAGUUAACCAUUAUUAUCACCUUUCUUUUAGGUGUUGGGAACAGUAAAAUCAGUCUCAAUUUCUAAAUGGUGACUUCCUUUGCUUCUCAAUUGUUCUUCAUUGGAAACCUUAAUGAGGCACUUAUUUUUUAAAAACUUUAUUGAAAACCUAAUUUGUGCUGAUUCCAUGCUAGUUACUGAAAACACACAGUUGAAUAAGAACAUAAUCCUUAUCCUCAAAGAGCUCACAAUCUAAAAAGACAAAAAUACAAGGAGGAGGAGCAGGGCAGAGAAAUGUGAAAAAUCAUGAACAUACAGGCACCUUCAUUUCUCACAGGAGAGAGUCAAUCGCUUCAGUCCAACAUUUAAAUACUUAGUUAAAAAAAUAGUGAUCUUAGCCUUGCAUUAGGUUUUGCAGUUAUUUUCUUAAUCUUGGGAUGAUUAUUGUCUUAUGGUAAGGAGACGUUAAUUUGAAGAUUUGUAUUUCUUCUGUUUCACUUUUGUUUCUUUUUCUCGUGUAAAAUUAAAAGAAAGUAUAAUAUUUUAGUUUACAUGGCAUUUUUAAUAUAUUUUUUCCUCUUGCCUUUUCUUUCUAUUCAUUUGUCCAUUUAAGUAUGCAAAAUGCUUAAUAGGAGUCUUAAAUGGUAACAAAUAAUAUUAGUAUCUUUUUCUGGAGACUGGGGAUUUGAAAUUAGCUUUUUUAAAAAACACUGGUACUUGCCCAUAAAAAAACAACAACAACAAAAAAAACUAAUGAUAUUUGCAGCAACAUGGAUGCAAUUAGAAAUUCUCAUACUAAGUGAAGUGAGUCAGAAAGAGAAACACAAAUACUAUAUGAUAUCACUUAUACGUGGAGUCUAAAAUAUGGCACAAAUGAAUCUAUCUACAAAACAGAAAUGGACUCACAGACAUACAGAGCAGACUUAUGGUUGCCAAGGGGGAGGGAGGAGGAAGUGGGAGGGACUGGGAGUUUGGGGUUAGUACAUGCAAACUGUAUCAUUUAGAAUGGAUAGACCAUAAGGUCCUAGUAUAUAGCGCAGGGAACUAUAGCCAGUCUCUUAGGAUAGAACAUGAUGGAAAGUAGUAUGAGGAAAAGAAUGUAUAUAUUGUUAUGAAUGGGUCACUAUGCUCUAUAGCAGAAAUUGGCACAGCAUUGUACAUCAACUACACUUUAAUUAAAAAAUUUAAAAAAUUUAAAAUAUUGUACUUUUCGGAAAUAUUUUCAGUAUGGAUAAUUAAGUUAUGGAUAAUUGUCAUUUUUGCCAAAGCAAUGGGGUGGAUUGUUUUAUAAAAAAGAUAUAAUGGCACUAUGGUGGAUGUGGAGAGGAUGUAUGAAGGUGCUACUAGUGAAUCUGGGGAUGGAAUAUCUGGGGGAAGGGGAAGUUUUGGGGUGGAGGUGUGUGUUGGUCAUGUUUGAAACAUGAAUUUUAUCAGAAAGAAUUCCAAAGAGACUCUCUAAAUGUUCUUGCAUAUUUCUAUAACAGUUUAACCCCAAAAACCAAUUACACCCAAGCAUCCUACUUUCAUCACCUCUCCAUCGCUGAAUCACAGGAUUCACUGUGUGGCUUAUGUCUUUGAUAUCAACUCUAUUGACAACCUCUCCUUUCAAAUGUUGGCAAAAGUCAAACAAGUUCAAAAAGAAGUAUUAAAAUGCGGUGUCUCACAGGUAGCCUUGCUUACUAAAGUGAAUAAUUGCAAUGGAGUUCUUCAAGACAACUUCUUACAGAUGAGUGAAUCUAUGAUUUAUAAAAGCCAGGUAAAGAAUACUUUUUGCAACUAGAGAGUAUUAUAAUAGAGUUAUGUGUGUGUGUGUGUGUGUAUACUAUUUAUUCACAGGUCAAUGGAUAAAUGGAUCAAUUGUCUCAUUGAUUCAAGUUUAUAAACCACUUUAAAAUAAUAAUUUUUCUGAAUUAUAAUUAUAUUCAGAAAAUAUUAAGGUAUUGCCAUUUCUGUUCUUUCUUGAAUUAUAUUUAAAUUUCGUCAAUUUUCAGAUAAAGACAACGCUCAUUAAAUUCAUUUUUCCACAGGUAAGGGAUGUUAACAUGAUGCUAGGCAUUCCUAAGUCUAAUAUCUUGGUGGUAGAAAAUUAUGCUUCAGAGCGGGAGAUGGACCCUUUACAGGACAUUCUGAUACUCUCUGCACUGAAGCAGAUGACUCGGGCUGCAGAUGACUUCUUAGAGGAUUUGCCUCUUGAGUGAACAGAUGCAAUUGCAGGAAUGUUCCAGCUCUGCAUGAGAUGUCAGUUGCCUGGAUCCAGACACUUGGCCCAAACCGGGAUAGCUGACAGCCUCUUUGAAACUCUGCUUCCAUUCAUGUUUUGCCUUCUGUCCCUGAGAGCAUCUAACUGAAGGUUCUUCUGGGAUCAUCAUAACUCAAAUGCAAAGACCAACCCUGAGCAGUAGUGAGCCAAGAUAUGCCCUACUGAAAACCACCCUCUGUAUUUCUGCACUAUUUACAAUUUCAUUUCUGCGACACCUCUCUAAAUCUCAGCAAAAUCAGCUAUUCCCUUAUUUGUCUGUAACAUUUAAUUUAAAACUCUAUGUGAGUACAAAUCACAUUGACUAUAAAAUGGCUACAUUUACUUUUUAAAAUAAAUUUGAGUUAUUUAAGAA